Hyposmocoma kahamanoa is the source of this 1655-nucleotide messenger RNA. RefSeq names its product major facilitator superfamily domain-containing protein 12-like (gene Bm-re). The transcript is spliced from 10 exons. Gene Ontology annotation, molecular function: symporter activity. Lineage: Eukaryota; Metazoa; Arthropoda; Insecta; Lepidoptera; Cosmopterigidae. Gene Ontology annotation, cellular component: membrane. Bases 132 to 1616 code for a protein of 494 amino acids. The record is from RefSeq and is a predicted model, not a curated record. Gene Ontology annotation, biological process: carbohydrate transport.
UGAAGACGAAUUGAUAGAGCGCUUCCUUUUUAUUAAAAAACAGUAUCGACUGUUCAUAUGUUUCAAAUUUUCAAUGUAUGUACUUGACUAAUAGUGAAGAUUGUGUGCGAUUAUAUAUAUAAAUAAAGACAAUGAGUGUGAAAUAUGGAUCGAUUCCAACAAACGAUACUGAUUUUUUAAUUGAAAAUGCGAAGGAAGUCGACACUGAAAUUGAUUUAAGCGAUCCAUUCAAACGACGGCGAUGGUGGCGCGUCAACCAGAAUGUUCUAUAUGGAUUGGGACAUGUCUACAACGAUCUCUGCGCGGCGAUGUGGUUCUCAUACAUGAUGCUGUACUUCCAAGCAGUACUGGAAAUGAGAGCUGCUGCGGCUGGAGCUAUGUUAUUGUUAGGACAAGUCGUAGACGCUUUGGCGACACCUAUAGUAGGUGUGUUGGCGGACAAAUACAGUACUAAGAAGUCUUGGCAUUUAUCAGGUUGUCUACUAGUAUCAACAACAUUUCCUCUACUCUUCGUGAGAUGCUGGGGUUGCUGGUUAAGCACUAGCUCAGAGCCGACCUAUCUCAGCUGGUGGAUGCCACUGUACUACGCAAUCUUAAUAAUUUUCUUUCAAAUCGGUUGGGCCAUUGUUCAAAUAUCACAUUUAUCUAUGAUACCGGCAAUAUCGGACAGUCUUCAAGUCCGGUCGGAAUUAACUUCAAUAAGAUAUAUGGCUUCCGUAUUGUCCAGCUUGAUGGUCUACCUUAUUACCUGGGUAGUUUUAAGAGCAACCAACUACAGUACUUUUAUUGGGCCUACAGAUGAUUAUAAGUUCAAGGACGUAGCAAUAAUAAUAUCGGCGAUAGGUAUCACAUCCUACACUUUGUUCCAUAUAUUUUUCAAACUACAGCCAUACAAAGAGCACAAAGCUAACGGCCAUAGCAAUGGAAGCAAUGCGCUUUUAAACGAAGAGAGUGAAUCCAUGACAUUCGCUCGAAGAUCAAAAAUUAUAUAUUUCUUGCGAAUGCCUUUGCUCUAUCAAACCAGUCUACUAUAUGUGUUCUCACGGCUGUACUGGGCGCUGAGUCUGGUAUACGUACCGUUGUUCCUGGAGGAACGCUUGUCGGUCAACCCUAGUCAAGGCUCGGAGCUUGUGGCGAGUGUACCUCUCGUGCUUUACAUAUCUUCUUUCUUCCUUUCACUUGUUCUUAAGAGCAAAAUCAGCAGCUGUGGAAAUCAGGUGGCCUAUCUCAUAGGCAGUUUUCUGAGCAUGAUCAGCAGUCUCUGGAUAGCGCUGGCGAUAGAUCCCCAAGCUAGUAUUGUGCAGAUAUAUUUGGUGGCUACUUUGAUUGGCGCAGGCAGUUCAAUAACGCUGGUGUCCAGUCUUUGCGUCACAGCGGACCUCAUAGGUCCUCACUCUCACCAGGGCGCUGCCAUAUACUCGAUUGUGACCUUCGCGGAUAAACUAGUCACUGGUAUCGCCGUUGUUGCCAUUGAAAAUUACAAAUGCGCAGACGCAGCUGAUUGCCCACAGUACUACAGAGGUGUGUUAACAUACGCGUGUGGAGGCAGUGCUUUUCUAGGCAUAGUUUCCUUAUCGUUUACUAAACUUAUGUCCAAAAAGAAAUCCCUGGUGUGACAAAAUCUGUUUUGUUUUUGCAGAGCACUUUUAUUUCUU